Molecule: messenger RNA, 6438 nt
Organism: Styela clava
Lineage: Eukaryota; Metazoa; Chordata; Ascidiacea; Stolidobranchia; Styelidae
Biological process (GO): mRNA stabilization
Molecular function (GO): RNA binding; poly(A) RNA polymerase activity
Source: RefSeq, a predicted model, not a curated record
GUUAUUUUGCAGGUAAUUAAUAUUGAUUGAGCAUAAAUAAGUAGAUAAAUAGUUUGAAAGUUGACUCCACACGGAGCAUUAUAUCAAAACUUGGACAUUUGGAUUGUACAUAUAUUCAAAAACAAAACAAAAGAAAGAGCAAUAAACAAAAAAAAAACAAUAAAAAAAAUUGUUUUUGGCUCCGGUGGGGUUCGAACCCAGGAAAAUGACUCAGCUAGAAGAAAUGUUAGACAAUGUAUUUGUGGAGCCAGAGGAGUACUCACCUCCUAGCAAAAAAGAAAAGCUCGUUGCAAACUAUCGAAAAAGAUAUCAACUUCUUGAUUUUGAUGACGUUAUCAAUCUAAGUGAAGUGAUGGAGAAAACUGUACCCGUGGAUGGCAAAGGCAAUUUCCCGUCGUUAGAAGUUACACCAAGCACCCUUGUACAGAUGGUGCGCGAUGGCCUGACGAAAGAAGGAAUUCGGGUCCCUAAUGUUCGCCUGAACGGCAGCGCAGCGACUCAUGUUUUGAGCGCCGACGGUAAACACAGCUACAAGGAUUUGGAUCUCAUAUUCGCUGUAGAUAUGUCGCAAUACAACGAAUUUUGCACUUGUGGUUCGAGUCCAAUCGACCUCAACAACAAUGCAACCAUUAACAACACGUAUUGUCGCACCAAGGCGCAUAAAACAAGCAGCAAAAGACAUCCGGCAUCUCAAAAAUCAGAUCUCAGAACCGCAGAGUCAAAUUCAGUUUCAGAAAAUGGCACAAUCAAUGAGAUACAAGUCUCGAACGAAGAUCUCUCUUUUGUCGCAACUGAUGAUACUCUGGAUUCUGAACUUUCUGGCUCGAAAACACCAGACAGCAGUGACUCAUCUCCCUGUUCCAACUCCCCAGCGACAGUUCAAGACAAAGCUGAUUUUGAGGUCGAUCUCGAAGAUUGCGCAGACAAAGACAGCGGAUACACGAGCAGUGGGUCAUCAGUUGCAAGUCUUCCGGUAUCCCCCGCAGGGUCAUGGAGCUACCAAAACGCCAUUCGAUCCCGAACUCAUUCGCUUGAUUCGUCGUCUUCUAUCACGUCGACCUCGUCGUCUGGACAACAUGUGUUACGGAAUAAAGAAAAUGGUCAUUAUCUGGACGUACAUGCAUCAGCCCGCAAUACCCCGGUUAGAAAAUUGUUCUCAAAGGCACACGCGCACCAAGAAUGCUGCGUCCGGUCUAAAGAACUUUGCUGGCGGAAGAUCAAAGAUGUUGUCAUAGGGAUAUUACGUGACCUUCUUCCGGCCCGGGUCAACAAGACACGCAUGACUGACGCUGUAUUAGCGGAUGCAUAUGUACAGAAAAUGGUCAAAAUCACUAACGAUGUCGAUAGAUGGAGCCUGUUCUCGCUGAAUAAUAAUGAUGGUCGCAACUUGGAGCUAAAGUUUGUUGAGAACAUGCGGAGACAAUACGAGUUCAGCGUCGAUUCAUUCCAGAUCAUACUAGAUUCGUACCAAAGAUUCAAAAUCGUUUCCAAAAAUCUAGAAGAAUCCGAAGAUAUCAAAAUUUCACCCAACUUUUACCCUUCCGUUCUGGCUGAAAGCGUUUAUGGAGACUUCGAGGCUGCUUUGAGGCAUUUACGUCACCGACGAAUAUGUACUAAAAGACCCGAAGAAAUCCGUGGUGGCGGUCUUCUGCGAUAUUGCAAUCUUCUAGUUCGCGAUUUUACCGCAGGUGAGGUCGAAGGUUACGAGCGCGAUACAGAUGAUGACACCUCACUGAAUACCACACUGUCGUCUGCAUCUACUGAUAAAUCUAAUGUGACGUCACAUUCGUACUCAACGUCGUCUGCAGAAGACGUAAGCAGGCUGGAGCGAUUGAUGUGUUCCAGGUUUUUCAUUGAUUUUAGUGAGUUUCCAAGGCAGCAACAAAAACUUUUGAGUUAUUUGGAAAGUCAUUUUGCCUGCGAGGAUGAACUAAAGUUCCAAUAUUUGCUGAUUGUACGGAAAGUCGUAGAUAACAGCACUGUGUGUCUCAUGUCGAAUGAGAGGGGCCAGAUCAUCGAUUUUGUGACCAAGCUUGCAACAGAAGCUCUGGCAAAAUCAGUCCAAAGUGGAAACCAAUAUAAUUCGUGCCAUUCCAACCAAUCAAAAUCUGGUUCUCGAUCUGCAUUGGUCCCACAACCGUACGUGCCAUAUCAUGGACCCAUCCAAGGACAGCAAUACCAAGUAAUGGACAAUAACCAACUGUACCAAAAUCAGCCACAAUGCUACCAAUCACAAACAUGGAACCACAACAAUAACAAUUGCAAUUCAAAUAAUUACUUCCCUGUUUACGCUCCAUCCACUGUACCCCCACAAAUCAACUAUGCAUCUCCAAAUUUUUACCCACAUUCGGAACCCCAAUCUAAAUUUUACCCACAAUAUGAUUAUAAUCAAAUCCCCCAGCAAGUUCCAGUUGCACUUUGCCCCUGUUGUCGUUCUACGUAUCCCCAAGUUCCAAUUGCAACUCCUCAAGUUUGUUGUGAGAACUCGACAAACCAGAACAACCCACAAGUCGUCAUCACACCUCCACGGCACACGAUGUCCGUUGACUCGCUCCCUUUCUACCCGGCAUCAAAAGAUCCGAGUAAAACUCAACCCAGCACCAGUACGACUACGUUCAGUGGUCCCCGUUCAGAAUUGGUCUACCUUCCUAAAAAUGCAAAGCUUUUCUACAGUGCUGGUCCAAUAGCCACCACUCAAGCAAGUUCAAACGAUACAGAGUCGACGUCACAUUCCGCCGAAAACCAGAUUAAUCCAGUUGAAUCCGGAAAUUCUCUUCAUUCCGAAACAACGGAGACAUAGAUUUGCACGAAUCGUGCAGAUUGCAAAACCACUUGGUAAUACGGAGAAAAGUGCCUUUGAACGCCACCAGUCGACGUCUUGUGAAUGAUCUAUGCUUGUGAUCCUGCGAUGUCUCGUUCACUGGAACAACCCGCCAUAAAAAUCGUAUUUUUCUCAACAAUCAGAAUUUCUUUAAUUGCAUAUUCAUCAAUGUGAUGUCAUUUUAUGAUGUCAUAAAACUUAUAUUUACACGUAACGUGCAUCUGUACAUUUUGUUUCAUGUAAUUUAAGACCGGUGUUACUACCUUAACUCGCAAUAAAAUAAAAAAUAUUCGUCCGCUUAGCAAAUAUUCAUCCGCUUAGCAAUGACAAAAAUCAUAGAAAAAGCCAGAUAAUAGCUUAUUAAACCAUUGCAUAAGUUUUCUUUCUUUAUUAAGCGCAAAUCCUUUUUCUCUUUAUUAAAAUUAACGACCAUCAAUCAUUUUUAAGUUGUUUUGCUUGUCUUUUGGCACUUUAUUUAUAUCAAAUCAAUCCAUGAAAAGUACUUAACGCUACAAGGUAGCACGUGAGGUAAGCGUGAUUCACGCGUGAUACACGCCUGAUUACAUGAAGUUUUGCAAACAGCGUCAAGUACCAACCACUUUGGUAACAAUUGGUUCAGUAUCCGGGUUGAACUUGUCCGGUUGAAAUCGAUUAUUGAAUCAUAAUUGCCGUACUUGAAUGUAUUUGAUAUGGAUCAUAUUCGACAGAAUAUUCUCCUUUUUGCGCAAAUAGUGAAAGUUCUGGAAUUAUUUCCCGGUAUUUCUAAAAGGUUUGAAAUUAAACGAUUAUUAUAUAGUAAAAAUGAUGAGUUGAAUUAACUAAGUGCGACUUAAUCGUCCCCAAUACGCCCCGAGUUAGUGGUAUAGCCUAUAUAGUCUCGGCUUGUCGCUUUUUGUAUUGUAAAAUGAACCUUGCUAUUAGUGGGUGCAUUUGCUUAACGGGUAGUUGAUUGAAUGUGUACGCGCUUGACCAAAAUCUUGACAAAACCAAAAAAAAUAUUUUUGUUUUAAUCGCCAUAUAUUUACGGCUAUUUUUGCAAAUAAGUGCAAUUUUGUGAGCUUUUUCGUGUAUAUAUUUAUAACAAAAAAUCUAAAAACAUGUAACAUUUUUAUUUUUGCUUUGUUGUUUCAUAAACAAUCAGCUAUUGGGGAUGUUUAAAUUCUAAUGUUCUAUUUUGUAAAGUCCAACGUCAUAAUGCUAGCCAUUGUUAUGCUUCAAUGCGUUAUUGAUAUCCACCCCACGUCAUAUAGUACUGAUUUUGUUUUGCUGCACUAUAGAUGGAAUGAAAUUAGUCUAUUUUCUGAAAAAAAAAUGGUUUUAAAUUUAAUUACCAAAAGUCUAUUUGUAAAUAUGGCUAUUUAUGUCUAAAUUAAAUUUUAGGGUUUUUCGAAAUUAAUUUCUGAUUACGAAUUUUCUGAAUCAAAUAUGUAUUUGUGAAUUCAUUAUCCUAUUUUCAAAUACUCGAAAUUGUAUUAUCUAAAACCAAAAUGAAAUUUCAGCAAAAUAUUUAAACACAAUAUUACAUGCAAUUUUUUGAAUAUCAAUAUUUGGUAAUUUUUUCAAAACCAAACCGCUUGGAAAUCGCGCUGCAAAUUUUGUAGAUCCGCAACCGAUUUUUUUUGAGCAAUCCAACUUUUCCAUCGGUAUGGUUUUGCCAUUUCAGAAAAUCCCGCAAUAUAGCUUUUUUUGGUUUGAGUAACGUGGUAUAUUUUGGACGCAUUCCCAUUAGCUAUAUGUAUCUGAUUUUAGUCCAGACAUUUUUUCUUUCUUUUCGAACUUUUUAUUUUCUUUAUUUCAUUUCUGUUAAUAACUAGCGCUUGUUUUCUUAAUCGAGGUAGCUGUGAUAUGCCCCAAAAGUUCUGAGUUAGUAUAAGUUUCCCAUAGAAGUCAUGACAUAAAAUUUAAAUAUUCAAUAAAAACCGUCUUGUGAGGUGAUCAUCCUGUUAUGAACCCUUUCAAAAUUUACUUCUGUCUCAUGGUUUUGAUCCGCAAGUGCUCUGUUGUCUAUUCAAUUUCAACAUUUAAUGUAAUCCUAGCCGCACUCCAAACCCAAAUUUUUGUGGAAAAGUUUUGGCAACAGUAGAGUGCAAGUUUUUGGCUCUCGUCUCUUACUUUGUCUAUGUUCUUUCACACCACAUUUGAAAAAUUAGCCCGUUAAUACCACCCAGGCUCCUAUGACGUAUUUUUGAUUGAGUAUGUUCUUUAAUUUGACAUACUUUAUGUUGCCGCCAUUCCACACCUGCAUAAUGCAGAACUCGAAGUGAAAAUUUUAUCACGAAAAAUUGUUCAAUAUUUAAACCGAUCAUCCACUGAGCUUGUGUAUAGGUGUUAAAAUUCAUCGAUUCACUUGUGUAAAAUUUUAUCUAAAUUCUAAUAUUGUCAAGAAAAAAUAUACUAUUUUUUAUUUGUUUCUCGAACUUAGUCAGCUGUUAUUGUUUAGAAGUUGGUUUUGGUGCUUAAAAUUAGAUAGAUUGUACAAAAAAUUGUAAAAUAUAGUGUCAUUUUAACAUCAUUCUGGUGGCAAAAUUUGACUGUUGAUUGCUCAUUCACUAGUCGCUGAAAAACCGAAUACAUCGACGUGCCACUAAAUAUCUGAUCGUUUCUAAUAGCUUAGAUUAGUUUUACUUAUUUCACAUUUUAUGAUUGGGCGCUCAACCGGAAAAGUUCAAGAGUGUAGUUUGCUAAUAUUAUAUGCACGUAAUGGAAUAGUAUUGUCGUUUUUACGUCACCAUUAGAUGACGUCACAUGAGAGAUUGGUUCUUGUUUGGUUUUUGGAGUGGAAUUUGUAAUAUAUUUUUUUGCUACCUUUUGGGAAAAAUCAAGGUGAUAUCGUAGUAUCGAACGAUGAAGUCAUGUUUCUAUGACGUCACUGUUUGUCUAUAAUAUUUGUAGCGAUUGAUUAUUUUUUAUGGUUUACACAGUUUUUGUGGUAAAGUUGAAAGAGUAUUAUAUGAAAAAUGAGUCAAGAAUUUAUCAACGCUAUGUUUGGUUAUAUUUUUAUCAAUUAGCUCUCACUUAUUCUUGAUUCUGGUCCUAGCAAUUCGAAAUAAAUCUCAAAAAUACCGCGCCCGCAACAAAAUUGUUGGGUUAACAUAUUCUAACCCAACUUGAAAUAAUCUAAUCAACGCCUAAUUGUGAUCAAACGUAGCAAAAUGAUAAAUUCUCGACUCGACUGAUUAAAGAUAUCAUUGUUUGCCCAUUCUAUGCCAGAUUUCAGAUUAUAUUUAUGUUAAUUAUUCUGUAAUGGUGAUUAUUGCCAUAAAAGUUUAUUUAGGUGUAACUUUAAUUUGGUACUUAUUGAGAUCUUCCCAUUAUGACGUACUUAUAAUGACGUCACCUAUAUAUUUUCAAGAAAGAAUGCGAUGAGCAUGUUUCUUUAAAGUUCAUUUUUAUGGACGUAAUAGUAAAGUGUUAAUAUUGUUACGUCAUAUUGCCAUAAUGUUAUAAAUUGUGGUGCCAUGAUGACAACAUAAUACUAUAAGAUUGUUACGUCAUAAGAACGAUUGGCUCUAUAUAAAGUUUUUAUUUUGAAUCGGAAAUGUAUCUGAUAUGUAUAUAUUUAAAUAUGCGGAUAUCGUGGAUUAAGUUGUUAUUAAUAAGAUGUGGACGAAAAUUUA